Molecule: messenger RNA, 3471 nt
Organism: Penicillium diatomitis
Lineage: Eukaryota; Fungi; Ascomycota; Eurotiomycetes; Eurotiales; Aspergillaceae
Product: ssDNA endodeoxyribonuclease RAD2
Exons: 1
Coding region: 1-3471 (1156 amino acids)
Biological process (GO): nucleotide-excision repair
Cellular component (GO): nucleus
Molecular function (GO): single-stranded DNA binding; DNA endonuclease activity
Source: RefSeq, a predicted model, not a curated record
AUGGGUGUUACCGGUCUCUGGACGGUGCUGCAGCCUUGUGCGCGGCCUAUCAAAUUGGAGACGCUGAACAAGAAGCGCCUCGCCGUCGACGCGUCGAUCUGGAUUUAUCAGUUCUUGAAAGCAGUUCGUGAUAAAGAAGGCAACGCCCUUCGCAACUCACAUAUUGUUGGAUUUUUUCGACGAAUCUGCAAGUUGUUGUAUUUUGGGAUCAAGCCAGUAUUCGUCUUUGAUGGCGGUGCCCCGACCUUGAAGCGACAGACGAUUGCUGCGCGAAAGAAGAGGCGGGAAGGUCGUCGAGAAGACGCAACCAGGACUGCGGGAAAGUUGCUUGCUGUCCAGAUGCAACGCACGGCGGAGGAAGAGGCAGAAGCACGGCGUCAACGACGGAAUCGUCCCUCUGGUGCGGAGGAACUUGUUCCGGAAGCCCCUGUGUACGCAGAUGAAGCCCUCAUGACGGAACAGGAAAAGCAAAGAAAUCGGAAAUUCAAGAAAAAGGAUCAAUAUCAUCUUCCAAACCUCGAUGUGUCACUCGAAGAGAUGGGCGCACCAAAUGAUCCUCGAAUCAUGUCACAGGAGGAGCUUGAAGAAUAUGCGCGGCAAUUCCAUCGUGGUCAAGAUAUCAAUCUCUACGACUUUUCAAAAAUUGACUUUGAUGGGCCCUUCUUUUUAAGUCUACCGGCAACCGAUCGAUACAACAUUCUCAACGCAGCACGACUUAGGAGUCGUCUCCGAAUGGGUUAUUCCAAGGAGCAACUGGAUACUAUGUUUCCGGAUCGCAUGGCAUUUUCCAGGUUCCAGAUCGAGCGCGUUGCAGAACGAAAUGAUCUGACUCAACGACUCAUGAACAUCAAUGGAAUGAACGGCGAGGAUGCAUUUUACAAAUCUGGACAACGAAUCGCUGGCGAGCGGGGUCGCGAAUAUGUUUUGGUCAAAGACAGCCAGAAUGAAGGCGGGUGGGUUCUGGGUGUCGUGGGCAACAAAGACGCCGGGCGCGAAAACAAGCCCAUCGAUGUGGAUCAAUACGGACAACCAGAGCAAAUAUCAGACUCAGAUGACGUGUCGGAUGAUGACGAGUUUGAAGAUGUUCCUAUUGAGGGAAUCAAUCGACUGCCUAAACUACCGUUUCUUCAGAAGGGGGUGUUUGAUGACUCCCUUCAGCACGCUCGCGAAGACAUGGAUAUGCAAAAAGUUCUCUUUGAAUCACGUCAAUUUCCACCUCUGCCCGCUCCCAGGCGCAUUGAUGAUAACGCACUUUUUGUGAAUGACGAUCGGAAUACAGCGCCACUGCCUAAUCGGCGUGACUCUGAUGUUUUUGAAGGCGAUUCAGACAGUGACCUAGAGAGAGCCAUUGCUCUGUCGUUGCAGCCAACCAAAGAGGCAGAUGAUGACAUGCCGGAUCUCUCGAUCAAUAGAGACACUGUGCAUGCUUCGGCUCCGGACAUCUCGCAGAGCUAUAUUUCAGAUAACAGUGAAGACGACAUGGACUUCUCAGCUGCUGUCGCGCAGACUAAGAUCACAAAAAAGCAGAAGCCCGUUGUCGAGAACCCUUUUUCAGGACCACUUCCUUUCGAAUCAAUCUCGCUGGGCAAGCUUGACUCGGUCAAAGAAAAGUUCGAGAAGGCUGACCAGUUAGACGAUGACGCUGGUGGAUUUCUCAAACACUCUGAUGAAGCGAAAAAGAAGAUUGAGCCGCUGCCGCCUUGGUUCGCGGGUAGCAAAGUAAGCGAUGAAUUUAUUGCCGAGCCGACCUUUGAGGAGAACAAGGACCAAGAUGAAACCGAUAAUCUCGUGGUUUUUCCCAAAAAAAGAACUCCGGACGUUAUCGAUGUGGAUGAGGCGCCAAGAUCUACAGAGGUGAUCGAUUUAGAAGCAGAUGGCUAUGCAAACGGCCAUGCGAACAAUCUGGAGAAUAUCGAUCACAUUGAAACGAGCUUGAUCAAGGAGCAGGAGAAAUCUGUGCUCAAAUUGGAUAUACGAAGCCCCGAAUCCCCAGGUGUCACCGAAAAGGAUACAGUUGGCGAUGUUCCUCAAAUGGCUCUCAAAGCUGAGGCAAAAUCUACCGUGGUCUUUCAAGAAGACGAAGAUAAGGAUGCCGUGCGCUCGGGCUCACCUCAGGCCGAAGCGUCACCGCAGCCGGAGUUUGAGGAUGUUGUGCCUCCUUCGCCUCCCCCCAUCCACGUUUCAGCACGACCUUCUCAGCCGAGUUCAGCCGCUCUCGCUGCAGCCGAUAUGCCAAGUGGGACCGAUUUAACACCCCAGUUAGAUGAUACAGAGGCCGUGCCUUUUGAUCAUGACGAUAACGAGUUCAGUGACCCAGAAGAUGAGGAUCUCAUGCGGCAAUUAGCGGCUGAAGGCGAAGAACAUGUGCGCUUCGCGCAGACCUUGAAUUCGGAUACGAUUCUCAAUCAAGUCAACUAUGAGCAAGAGCUGAAACAGCUUCGUAAUCAGCAACGAAAAGACCGACGUGAUGCGGAUGAGGUGACCCAAAUCAUGAUCAAUGAGUGUCAGCAGUUGCUACGCCUGUUUGGCUUGCCAUAUGUCACCGCGCCCAUGGAGGCGGAGGCUCAGUGUGCCGAACUCGUGACUCUGGGGCUUGUGGACGGCAUCGUCACUGACGAUAGUGAUACUUUUCUCUUCGGCGGUACCAGAGUCUACAAGAACAUGUUCAACCAGAGCAAGUUUGUAGAAUGCUAUCUUUCAUCGGAUUUGGAGAAGGAAUUCGCUCUUCACCGACAGAAGCUCAUUAGUUUCGCGCAUCUACUCGGUAGCGACUACACGGAGGGUAUUCCGGGAAUCGGCCCCGUCAAAGCGCUCGAAAUCAUCACGGAAUUUCCCAAUCUUGCAGACUUCCGAGAAUGGUGGGCUGACCUCCAGAUGGGUGUCUCCAAGCCAGACGAUACCCACGCGGCCUUUCGAAAGAAGUUUCGAAAACAAGCCUCGAAGAUCUUCCUUCCGCCGACCUUUCCAGAUACCCGGGUGGACACCGCGUACUUGGAGCCGGAAGUUGACUCUGAUCCAUCCCCUUUCCAGUGGGGUGUACCUGAUCUCAACGGUCUGCGAAACUUCCUCAUGGCUACCAUUGGCUGGAGCCAGGAGCGUACCGACGAAGUCCUGGUACCGGUGAUCCGUGAUAUGAACCGACGCGCCCAGGAGGGUACACAGUCCAACAUCACUCAGUUUAUGCAGGGAUCGCUCGGCGCGGGAGCAUUCGCGCCUCGCGUGCGUUCCGGUGGGCCCAGUCGGAUGGAGAGGGCCUUCGGGCGGCUCCGACAAGAAGCACGCGGGCACGACGCAAGCUCUCCAGACGAGCCCAUCUCGGCUGCGAUCGAAUCUCCCGGCAACGCCGGCGAUGCUAUAGAGGCUGAAGCGGGCCAAGAGCCUACUUCCAGUAAACGUGCUGCCACCAGUCACGCGACCACUCGCGGGACUCGUAAAAAGCGCAAGACCCGCGGUGCCCCAUCCUCAACCUGA